AAUGUGUAGAAUCCCCCUCCACAAAAACAAAAAUUAACAGAAAAUAAUCCCCCUCAAACUACCAAUACCAACACCAUCACCAAAAAAAAAAAAAAAUACCAAACUUUAAAAAAAAUAAAAACCAACUCAAAUCACACCUUCCUCCAAUCCGAGUAGUUUUAUUAUCUUAAAACUCAAUAUGUUUUGUAUUUGUGUGAGUGUCUUAAUUGUUUGGUAAAGAAUACAAAAUAUAAACAAAAAAAAAAAAGCUCAAAAGCUUUGCAAGCCGUUUUGUGGAAGUUGCUUAAGGCUUUUGGUGUGUGUGUGUGUUUUGUUUUGGAGAGCAGACUUCGUUGCAUUUCUGGAUUGUUUUUCUAUCGACCGUUGGCUGUGACGAAGCACAAUUAUGCGCCAUGCCAAAACUGAGGCAUUACAUGUCCAUGGAUCAACCGUCCGCGACCACCAUCAGGAAAAAGACGAUGACGGCAAUAUGCUUUGUGUGCAAUUUGCCCAUAAUGUCCCAUCAGGUGGGCCUGGUGUGGUCCGGGGGCAAUGGCUGGGAUGAUCUUGUCAGAGAGCAGCUGGAAGAAUCGACGAUACGGCAAAGAUUGGGUGGCCGGCGGGAUUCAGCAGCACAAAUCAAUACGCCUCCUAGUACCUCACCGCCACCGGGUCUCCAACGUCGUCGCCGCAGUUCCCUGGCCCAGCUGACAGAUUUGCUACGCGAAUGGAGCGGUGGCGUCAAACAUCAAAGCACCCAGCCCCAGCGCAGCACCAAGGCCCCCCUGAAUCGUCGUGAAACCUUGGCCGAUUUGGCCCGAAGUUUACCCUGGCGCACCACCACCACAGAUGCCUCAACAAAUGUGGGAGGCUCUAAUUAUGUGGCCCCAAGGAAGCGACGUGAAUCCAGUGCCGAAUCGGGUCUGAGGAGUGCCCGACCACGCCGUGAUUCGAACACUACAGAGUUUGUUAAACACUGGAAUCGCCGUGAGAGUACCGUCGACGAACCAGCCCCUGUCUCGGUGUCCGUUGUGGUGGAAAGUUCCAAGGGGAGCUCUCGUCGAGAUUCGGGCGAGAGUAACAACUCCAGCCGUCGUGAUAGUUCCAUUGGUCGCAUUUACACACCAUCAACAACACCACCUCCUCCACCGCGCAUCGGUGUCAGUCCGGUCAAGCGGGACUCACUGGCCGCACCCGAAUUCCCCAAUUUCCGUUAUGAGCAACGACCCUCCACAAGUUCGGCAGGUUCCGAUUCAAUACAAUAUUUUUCUACUUCUUCCCACAAUCAGGUCGACUCCAGUUGCCAGGCCCUGCCACCGCCCACGAUCAUCACAAGUUCGGUAACACCACCGGCCACAAGUCCCACAGCGCCAAAGGGCCGAAGGGACUCGACGACCCAGUGUGGCCGUGUUAAUCGCAGAGAUUCCAAGGCUGGCAUUAGCCCUGAGAGGGCACCACGUUUGCAGCGUCUGCAGAGACAAGCCACGGCCUUUGAUGAGAGUUGUCUGCCGGGUGGUAGCCGCAGGGGAUCCCAGCCGGCCCUAAGCCCUGAUCCGCCAGAGGAGGGCCAGCGGCGUAGCUCACGGCGCGAUUCCCUAAGCCCCGACAGUGCUUCACGUGGCCGCAGAGAUUCAAGAACCCAUCUCUCGCCCGAUCGCAGUCAUGAACGUGAGGGAAGUCCCCAUCGCCGUCAUGCAUUGCGGAGGCAAAGCUCCUCGGCGGCACGUAGCUCACGUUCACCCGAUUCGACAAGUAUAUGUUCCUCGAGAGAUGCCAGUCCCUGUGGGCGGGCACCACCGCUGCCUGUUACGGAAAAUUCCUCAGCCAGACCUGCCAUUAGACGUCAAUCGACAACGGAAGAGAUCCUUAUAUCUCGUGGUUUUAGGCGGCAGUCCACAACGGAGGAGAUGAUCAGGUGUCGGAAUUUUCGUCGCCAGUCAUCGCAGAGUGAUGAUGUUUGUCGCUAUCGCGGCCGUAGAGACUCCAGUGCCCAAAUCAUUGAUGGCACCAUUGGCACCAUGACCGUGGAGACCACCAGCACAUUUUUCGAUUCCAGCACUCAGACAGAACCUUCACCACUCUAUGAUAACAAUCAUUAUCAUGAGGAAUGUUUACGCUGCAAUUCCUGUGGUCUGAAUUUGACUGGGCGCAAUCAGAAAAGGGCCAGACGAUUCAAGAACCAUAUUCUCUGCGACCUGCACUUUGCAGACGUUGCCCUCAUGGAGUGCUCCGAUUUUAUGCAACAGCUGAGAAGCUUUAAACCCCAGUCAUUAGGUUGUGCUGUUGCUCGUCGCAAAAGUUCGACAACAUUAAUAUUUCCACUGCCACCGCAGGCAUGUUCAGAUGAAUUCUGCGAAGAAUAUCCCCACAAUUUAAUGCCCACACCCGGUUAUUGGAUUGAAUGUUCCCGCCAAAAAAUCUCCAUGCCCACAAAUCACACGAUAUGGGACGAAAGUGAUUCGGAACACGAGGAUGUGGGAAGGGGUGGAAAUACUAGUGAUGCUUAUUUGGAGCGCGAAUGCAGCGAUCUCUAUGAAGAUGAUGAGGAUUCGGAGGCAACACCAAGUCCUAGGAAAAAGACCACCAUCGAGGAGCAGUGGGAACAAAAUGGCGCCUUUGAGCUGAUCUCCGUGGAACAGGAGACCUAUGAGAAGUAUUUCUUUGGCCAUGAACAUUGGAAUUAUUUUACCAGCGACGAGGAUCUGGGUCCGGUGAUUUUGUCCAUCAAACAGGAGACCCUGAAUGGGCGAGAUCAGUUUCGUAUCCUAGUGAGGGCUGGCUCCUAUACGGUUCAUGGUCUGAUACCUGCCUCUUGUGUUUUUGCUGAUAGAUACAACCGCGAAGAAGUGGUUAGAUCUCUGGGCAAAGAAGUGAAUCUAAAUCCACCCUUGACAUUGGGUCAACUGCCGGACACCCCCGAGGAAUUGCUGAAAUUGGAUCAGGUUUUCAUAAAAUCCGAACUCAAAGUCGGCGUUAUCUAUGUCAAGGAGGACCAAUACACGGAAGAACAAAUUUUGGACAAUAAUGAAAAUUCCCUGCUCUUUGAUGAAUUCCUGACCCUGCUGGGUGAUCGCGUACGCCUGAAGGGUUUUGACAAAUACAAAGGUGGCCUUGAUACAGUACAUGAUUUAACAGGACUGUAUUCUGUAUAUACAAACUGGCGUAAUAUAGAGAUCAUGUUCCAUGUCUCUACACUAUUGCCUUAUGAGAAACACGACCCCCAGAAACUGCAGCGGAAACGUCACAUCGGCAAUGACAUUGUGUGUGUGGUGUUUUUGGAGGCAGACAAUACCCGCUUUAGUCCGGCCUGUAUAAAGAGUCAUUUUUUGCACACGUUUAUUUUGGUGCGAGUCUCGGCUAGAAUAAAACACAAACCAACCCGUUAUGAAGUCUCAGUAGUGACCAGAGACGAAGUGGGUGCCUACAAGCCAUAUUUAUGGGAACAAUCGGUAUUCGAAAAAGGACCAAUGUGCAGAGAAUGGCUCCUAACGAAAAUCGUUAACGGUGAACGUGCCUCAUAUUCAGCGCCGAAAUUCGCACGCAUGCAGGAGCGCACCCGCUCCCAAAUGCUCGAAGAUCUGGUAAUGAAUUUAUCGAAUCAUGCUGAGACCGGACAAAUACCGAAACCCUAUCGCCGCGGCUCGUGGCGGCCAAUUGGUCACAUGCGACCCUCCUCCCCUCUGCUGGACUCCGUUCGCGAUCAAUUUGAGGACUACGAUCAGUUGGCGAAAGAUUUUACCCGUGUAUUUUUGAAUUCAGAACCAUCGUGCCUACAAAAUGCCCAUCUGUUCGAUGUCACCUUUUUGGUGGGCCAGUCGAAACAGAAAGCCCGCUUCAUUGGCGUAAGGGCCAUACUGGGUGUGAGAAGUCGAGUGUUUCAGGAAAUGCUCUAUGGCAUCCAAACCGGUUUCGGCUCACCCCAAAUACCCGUUGCUGAAAUAUUUGCCCGACCGGCACCCUCUCUGGUUUCACCGCAAAAUCAAAAACCCAAAAGUAACAACUAUCUCACCGUGCCCGAUUCCGAUUCGAUACGACCGAAAAGUGUACCCUCCUCGCCCAUGGUAAAGAGGGCCUUUUCCCGCCUCGGCACCAUCACUGCCGGCUGGGGUCGUUCGAUACGCAACAAGAACACCAAUCAGCUGAAUCCCGAGGACAAAAAGAAGUGGAUCUCGUCAACGGAUUGUUCGAACAGGGAUAGCAAAGAAAAAGACAAGGAUAAAUCAGGUAAUAAUCUGGCUGUGCCUAGACUCUCGGUGUGUGCCGAUGCCCAGAAGGUGGAUCGAGCGAAGUUGGCCCAAACCGAGUUUACAAUCAUUGAAUUCGAUCCGGAAACAUUUAGGGUGCUGUUGGACUAUCUGCAUACGGGGACAUGUCCUUUGACAUGUGUCUCAAUACCAGGUCUCCUCUGUGCUGCCGAACAUUAUGAUUUACCCGAACUGCUGCAGGCCUGUUUUCACCACUGCAAACAAUUCCUACGCAUCGAGGUCGUCUGUCCCAUGUUAAUAUCCUUGGAGAACUACUAUUGGCGUUACACUUCCGCUUCCGAAUUGGUCAACAUGAUCUUGUCCUUUGUGGAGAACAAAGCCCAUGCCCUCUUCAAGUGUCCCGAAUUCCUUAAUCUGUCCGAGUCCAUGGUCCAGAUGAUCAUGUGCCGCGAGCUGCAAUGUCCCGAGAUCCGUAAAUUCGAGGCCAUGUUGGCCUGGGCUAAACACAAGGUGUCCAAGAUGAAGGUCCAUCCCAACAAGGACACCCAAUUCGAGUUCGAGUGCAUCAUGGAACGUCUGACGCGUGACCUAAAUCUGUGUCGCAUUUCACCCAGUGAACUGCUGUCGAUUGUCCUGCCCUCGAAGGCGUUGAAAAAUGAAUGCAUCAUGGAAACGCUCAUGAUGCAGGUGAAUUUGGGCACGUACCGUAUGCAGGAACUGGAUGAGUAUCGCCAACAGUUGCGCAGCCAAGAAUCUGCCGAGGCAGAAGUCCAUCAUCGGGGUGGAUGAGAUAGUAAGAAUGUUAGUUUCGAUAUUGAUCGUGGCGGUGGCAGUGGGGCAAGUGGUGGAGAUGUUUCAAACGCUUAUGAUUCCACGGCCGAUGAUGAAGUGGAAUUUUACACCGAUUUUGAUGCAAAUCCCACCACGAGCCGGGUGGCUGCACAAAUGCAGGCGGCCAAAGAGGCAAGGCGGAGACGCUGGGCGGGUGAUGGGGCCUCGGCGGGUAGUACGGAUUGUGGGAAGAAAUUUUAAGGGAAAGAAACAUAAUUUGAAAAUUAAAAGAAACUAAGAGAGAAUGCGAGAGAGAGAGAGGUGCGUGAAGUCCUUCUACAAAUAA
Musca domestica (house fly) is the source of this 5301-nucleotide messenger RNA. RefSeq lists its product as uncharacterized. Gene Ontology annotation, cellular component: cytoplasm. Gene Ontology annotation, molecular function: GTPase activator activity; protein binding. Gene Ontology annotation, biological process: activation of GTPase activity; regulation of small GTPase mediated signal transduction. The record is from RefSeq and is a predicted model, not a curated record. Lineage: Eukaryota; Metazoa; Arthropoda; Insecta; Diptera; Muscidae. The coding region runs from base 393 to 4973 and encodes 1526 amino acids. The transcript has 19 exons.